AUGUCUCUCACGAAUUGUCGGUUUUACGAGGAGAAGUACCCGGAGGUGGAGAGCUUUGUCAUGGUCAAUGUUAAGCAGAUCGCCGAGAUGGGAGCAUACGUGAAGCUCCUGGAGUACGACAACAUCGACGGCAUGAUUCUUCUCUCCGAACUGUCCAGACGUCGUAUCAGAAGUAUCCAGAAGCUCAUUCGCGUUGGGCGCAAUGAAGUCGUGGUCGUCCUCAGGGUUGACAAGGACAAGGGCUACAUUGAUCUGAGCAAGCGCCGAGUGUCGCCAGAGGAUAUUGUCAAGUGCGAGGAGCGGUACAAUAAGUCCAAGAUGGUGCAUUCAAUCAUGCGCCACGUCGCUGAGAAGACCAACACCCCCAUCGAAGAACUCUACCAACACAUCGGAUGGCCGUUGAACAAGAAAUACGGGCACAGCAUCGACGCCUUCAAGCUAUCCAUCACGAAUCCUGACGUCUGGAAUGACGUAACCUUCCCUAACGAUGUUGUCAAGGAGGAGCUCCUCUCAUAUAUCGGCAAGAGGUUAACGCCGCAACCGACGAAAGUGCGCGCAGACAUCGAGGUCACCUGCUUUGGAUAUGAGGGUAUCGAUGCCGUGAAGACAGCGCUGCGCCGCGCAGAGGCAAAGAACACGCCCGACAACCACGUAAAGGUCCGACUUGUGUCGCCUCCUCUAUACGUGCUCACGUCGCAAUGUCUCGACAAGAACCACGGUAUUUCCACACUCGAACAAGCCAUCAAGGAUAUCGAAUCCAGCAUUUCUGAGGCCGGCGGUAGCUGCGUCGUGAAGAUGGCGCCCAAAGCGGUCACGGAGAAUGACGACGCAGAGCUGGCCGCACUCAUGGAGAAGAGAGAGCGCGAGAACCAGGAGGUCAGCGGUGACGAAGACGAGAGCUCAAGUGACGAAGGCGGUGUGGUUGAGGCCGACUCCUAG
Westerdykella ornata is the source of this 939-nucleotide messenger RNA. RefSeq names its product eukaryotic translation initiation factor 2 subunit alpha. Gene Ontology annotation, molecular function: translation initiation factor activity; ribosome binding; RNA binding. The transcript has 3 exons. Gene Ontology annotation, cellular component: multi-eIF complex; eukaryotic 48S preinitiation complex; eukaryotic translation initiation factor 2 complex. The record is from RefSeq and is a predicted model, not a curated record. The coding region runs from base 1 to 939 and encodes 312 amino acids. Lineage: Eukaryota; Fungi; Ascomycota; Dothideomycetes; Pleosporales; Sporormiaceae.